Messenger RNA from Mycena citricolor, 2960 nucleotides. The record is from the annotation of a GenBank genome assembly. Lineage: Eukaryota; Fungi; Basidiomycota; Agaricomycetes; Agaricales; Mycenaceae.
CAAAAUCCGACAUACCGGACUUUUCUCCUCUUGGAUGAGUGACCCUUGCCGAUUGGAGGCUGCAUUAAAUUUUCCGGAAUCGCCUUGACAACGCUGUCCCGUGGCUGUCACAAUGUGACAUGUAUGACGUAGGGAGUAGCGCUCCACAACUUGAUGAUGAUGCCUGCAGAACUGCUCACCUACGGUCUCCGAUCCGUAACUCUUGCGUUACACUUCCAAUAGCUUUUUACUCCCUCUACGGCUCCCAUUACUCCAAUUUCUCUCACUCCACCACUCACCACACGGCAGUAGGAUAGCACCACCACUACCUCCACCACUACACGACAACCGCACAGCGCACGAUGGGAGGAGACCACAAAUGUCCUGUAUGCCAGGCGACCUUCACUCGUCCGCAACAUGUUGCACGCCACAUGCGAUCCCGUACGUGCUUUCCUCUGUCUCUCGCGCUUUCACUCGGGGCCCCACAUCCACCGAGUCUCGAGUCACAUCUCCACCCUUUACGCUCCACAAUUCGUUAUUACGGCUUCCUACCUGGUGCUAUCCGCACUAACAUUGUAUUCUUCGUGGCCCCACAUUACUACAUUCCGCGGUUGCAGAGUCGCUGCCAGGGACAACGUAUCUGUGCCGAUUCUCUUCACAUCGGGCUUGUUUCUCCUCACUCAUCUGCAUUAUCGUUGCUCGCCCUUACUCUCGACGCUCACCGAUUUCGCAGACACCGGUGACCGUCCUUACAAGUGUGUUCACUGCGGGGAUCAGUUCGCUCGCUCCGAUCUGCUCUCGCGGCACGUCAAUAAGUGCCAUGCCGGAGAGAAGGGCGCUUCUGCGUCUGGGGGCGGAACGGCCGGAAGAAGAAAGGGCACAAGCACCGCCGCACGAGCGACCACGAGCAAGCAGGCAUGCGACCAAUGCGUUCAGAGCAGUCUGCCAUGCGAUGGGAGCAAUCCGUGUUCAAAAUGCAUAUCCAGGAAGACACGAUGCACAUUCGUCAAAUUUCACCGCCAAACCGCACCAGUCGGGCCUGGGCAUCCGACGUCUCUCACCGCUACCAUCCCAUCAUCUCUUGGUGCCGGGCCUAUGGGCGGCAGCACCUCUUCCCUCUCAUCGAUAGGUUCUCACCACCAUGGCCACCACUCCCCACUCUCGCUGUCUGUCGCGCCUCCGCACGGACUUGACCCACACACCCAGCCUUACAUGUAUGCUCAAUCUGGACCAACGUACUCUUUCCCGCCGAAUGGGACGACAAGCGCAGGGAGCAGCCCGACCGUGCCAUUUUCUGGCAUGAAGUACGCGGAUGAAGGGCGGGGAAGCGAAUUUGCGUACCACCCAGGAUCUGGAUUCUAUCCGAACGAUUACCGAGACGGUUACGAGGGUUAUGAAGGAAGUGAACAUUCCGGCAGUGUCGGAAGUCGACCGGCAAGCUCUGCUGGGUUGAGUGAUUAUGGUGGAUACACCGCUCACUUUCCGAAUCAACGACACUCCAUAGAUCUCGGCCGAGUGCCUGAUCUACACCAAGGGCAUCCAGGGACUGACCUGCGUGAGCUGCGAUCGCACGCUGCAGACUUGCACCCCGCACACGACGUUCAUCCUCCUCGGCCACCAGAGUUCUCCAGUGCAUUCGGCCUGAUGAGCCUCGAUGACCCGCAGGUGCUGGCUGGGCUCGCACAGGACGGCGUGCCAUUUUUCAGCGGGACUACAUCGACGGCUCGUACCGGACUUACACCUGGCUCUGGGCUGACGCCGCUAGCGCACCCAGACAAGCGAUUGGUGAUGCCGCCACCAAUGAACUACAGCUACCCAUCGCCGGGUGGACCGCCUCCCCAGACGCCUGGAUCAAGAGAGGCCGAGACCCGGGAAUUGCGCGAGUUCUGGAAGACGUACAUGCGCACGCCGCUCACCGGGCCGGCUGAGGGACUGGGGAUGGAGACGCCCAGUGCAAGUGCGGCUGCGGCGAUACAGGCUGGUGGGGGGAUGCUUGGUUGUCUUCCUACAGGACGCCGACAGCGCGUUUCGAGUUUGCCGAGCGUCAGGACACCCGAAGUCGAGACCAGCUCAUGGCAGCAUCACCAUUCUCAGGUUCCACUUGCACAACCCGCCUCGAGGACGAUGCACAACGCAGAGGAUCUGCGGUCGUACGAAGCUGCCGUGCUCGCGAGGAAAGCCCCCGAACUCACCCUGCGGAAGCCUGCAAGGCGGGGAACCACCAGCGGACAGCCGCCAGACCAUCCAGUCGAUGUCGGCACCACGAGUUCACUGGCCGGAGCCCUGGUCCCUACAGGCUCCGCACCAGGGUCCCCAUACCCGGGCACACCAAACUCCACGACGUCCGACGACGGAGAUGGGGAUGACGGUUCCUCCAGCGGCGGCGGCUCCGCCAGACCUUCCUUUAAACGACUGCCGAGCCAGACAUUAGAGUCUUUGCACGCGAAGCGGCGGAAAGACCGGCCUGAUGGAUCGUUCCCAGGCGGCAUCAGCGCGACUCGUAGCAUCCCGGCUGCGGGCUCCCUGGAGCCUGCAGCACCAGCCGCGGUGGCGACGUUCAACUCGUUUGCAGACCGGCCGAUUAUUCCGCUACGGGCACCGGCGCAUUCGACGCUUGGCCAAAAACGGAAUCGCAGGCUGAGCGAGCCAGUCUCGCCGACUUCUGCGGGAUUUCUGAUCCACUGAAACCUGUAUUUUUGGGAUAUCUGUACUUACUAGUGAAUCAUACUGGGGCCCUCUUUAACUUACGCUGCGUCUCCUAGUUUAGUACAUGUUACGUGUUACACUAUUGCUUUGAAUCUGGCCACUUCGUAUUUGUCUCUUGAGCUAGCACUAUCAUGGACGAGCAUAGACUAGUUUUCCGAUUGUAUUUGUUCUUUGAAGUGUAAAACAGAACGAGCCUGUCAAGAAGGAGAUUAGGUAAUAAUGACAGGCAGAAUAUGAUACCGCCAGGGCGUCGGCGCCCAUCGGUUGGAUGGCCG